CCGAAAAAAAGAGAAAAUACGCCGUCAGGCCAAGAGGUGUGCAGGGCCCUGUCCCCUCCUCCGAUUGGCUAGGGUUGUCCUGUUCGCUGUCUGUGAUUGGCUGCUCCCACAAAGAUGCCGCCGGCGAGCUCAUUGGCUCCGGCCCUGUGGGCGGGGCCUCGGAAUCCUGCAGGAGAAACCAAGGAGCUGGGGGCUGCUGGGGCCUUGGUCUCCGCGCCGGCGCCUUCAGUGGCUCCGCCUAGUUUUAUUCAUGUUCUGAGGAGGGUGUGACAGGAGCCAUGGAUCCCGCAGCAUUGGUGGAAGCUGUUGUAGAAGAAGUGGCCUGUCCCAUCUGCAUGACCUUCCUGAAAGAGCCCGUGAGCAUCGACUGUGGCCACAGCUUCUGCCACAACUGUCUCUCUGGACUCUGGGAGGUCCCAGGAGAAUCCCAGAACUGGGGUUACUCGUGUCCCCUCUGCCGGGCUCCCGUCCAGCCAAGGAACCUGCGGCCUAAUUGGCAGCUGGCCAAUGUUGUAGAAAAAGUCCGACGGCUAGGGCUGCAUCCAGGAAUGGGGCUGAAGGGCGACGUGUGCGAGGUCCACGAGGAACAGCUAAAGAUGUUCUGCAAAGAGGAUGGCCUGAUCGUGUGCGAGGCCUGUGGCCGGUCCCCCGAGCACGAGGCCCACAGUGUCGUGCCCAUGGAGGAUGUCGCCUGGGAUUAUAAGUGGAAACUCCAUGAGGCUCUGGAACAUCUGAGGAAAGAGCAAGAAGAGGCCUGGAAGCUGGAAGUUGGUGAGAGGAAACGAACUGCCAACUGGAAGAUACAGGUGGAAACCCGAAAGCAGAGCAUCAUAUGGGAGUUUGAGAAAUACCGGCGAUUACUAAAGAAAACACAGCCACCAGGUCGGCGGCUGGAAGUAGAGGCCGCCGCCGCUCUGGCCAGCCUGGAGCAGGAGGAAGGGGAGACCACGCAGAAACUGGGGGUGAGUCACAAUGCACUCAUCCAGCAGAGCCGGGUCCUGUGGAGGAUGAUCGCAGAGCUGGAAGAAAGGUCUCAGAGGCCUGUCCGCUGGAUGCUGCAGGGUAUUCAGGAAGUCUUAAACAGGAGCAAGUCUUGGAGCCUGCAGAGACCAGAACCAGUCUCGCUGGAGCUGAAGACGGACUGCCGUGUGCUGGGGCUCAGAGAGAUCCUGAAGACGUAUGCAGCGGAUGUGCGGCUGGAUCCAGACACUGCGUAUUCUCGCCUCAUCGUGUCUGAGGACAGAAAAUGCGUGCGCUAUGGAGACACCAAGCAGAAGCUGCCCGACAAUCCUGAGAGAUUUUACCGCUACAAUAUCGUCCUGGGCAGUCAGUGCAUCUCCUCGGGUCGGCACUACUGGGAGGUGGAGGUGGGAGACAGGUCUGAAUGGGGCCUGGGAGUGUGUAAGGAAAAUGUAGACCGGAAGGAGGUGGUCUAUUUAUCCCCCCACUACGGAUUCUGGGUGAUAAGGCUGAGGAAGGGCAAUGAGUACCGGGCAGGCACCGACGAAUACCCGCUCCUGUCCUUGCCCGUCCCUCCCCGCCGGGUGGGAGUCUUCCUGGAUUACGAGGCCCAUGAUAUCUCCUUCUACAACGUGACUGACAGCGGCUCCCACAUUUUCACUUUCCCCCACUAUCCCUUCCCUGGGCGCCUCCUGCCCUAUUUCAGUCCUUGUUACAGCAUCGGAGCCAACAACACCGCUCCCCUGGCCAUCUGCUCCCUGGACGGGGAGGAAUAAGAGAGCCACCAUCUUAGCCAGAGGCCUUGGAAUUUCGCCUGGCCCGCAGGGGUCUUGGAGGACCCUGCCCCUGACGAGGGUCCCCUUGAACUGAGCUGAGCCUGGAAGCCAGGGAUUCCUCUGCCUGACCCAGUGGUCUGUCACUACUGGGCCAAAGUCUCCCACUAAACCAGUCAUGUUAAAAAGCUGAGACUCGGCAAAAGGAGCAUUGCACCCCCGCGGGAAGUAUGACAAGGCUUUUGGCGAGGAUCACGGUGGUCCUAAGGAUCAGGAUAGUCCUUUCUGCAGGUCACGCCCCUCUUCCCCAUCCCCGUCAGUGCCAUAAUUCAGUGAGGAUGAUGAAUUAGAUCCGAUCUUCAGGAAACCCAUGGGGUCAGGUUCACCAACAAGCCAGAAGAAUACUGUCCGUGUCCAGAGCUGGUUGCUGAUACCAGCAGGAGGAUGCUUCAGCUGAGGUUUACAGCCUCUGAGCACCCGCAUUUCACCCCAGCUCUCUGACCUCCCAACUGGAGAAAUGCACCGCCAAUUGCCCAGACCACCCCAGUGGCCGUCCCCUCUCUGAGCACAAGCUGGGCAAGUCACUAAUCUCAGACUCUUAAGGAGACCUGUGUCCGGGUCCUGCCCUUUUCUCUAAAUGUCAGAAUCAGAAAACCUGUGAGCCUUGUUUUGAUUUUCACUUCAUGGAUGAAGAAACUGAAAUGGCCUUAGUGCAGCCAGUUAUUUCUCACAAAGCUGAUGGAAAGAAGAGUGUAUAGAUUAUAAAGUAUUUCUCACAUUCAAAUGAAACCAAACUGACAAACUCACUUCUCAGGUCACAUGUCUGCAUAUCAUUCAUUACAUUCAGGUCUGAAACACCCCAAUGUUUGCAAGAAUUUAAGUGUCCUCAAUGGGAAAAUGGGUAUAGUAACUGCAUACUCUCCUACCUCGCAGGAUUGUUGUGAAGAUCUCAGAUCCAUCCCGUACUUUUGUUCCUUUCUCAGGGACAGGGAAGGCAAGCCAUGGAUUUUGCCUGUGGUGGCAACCUUCCCAUCUCACCUUUUUACAGCAUCUUUGCAGCACUGCCUUAGUUUCUUAGGGCCUCUCCUGACAGUCCUGUCCUUUUAGACCAAAAGAUACCCAUGCCCUGGCAAACUCCGGGCCACAGUAAUAUAUUGAGCGUCUAUUAUAUGUGUUUGUCUUUGGGUUAGAACAGGGACUGUGACAUUAGGAUAGAGAAUGGAAAUAAUACAAAGAAAAAUGUAAAACAAAUGCACUGAAAGGAAGGCUCACCCACAAGCUCGUUGGGCUAAAGUUUGGAUCUUUGUCACCAAGGGAAUCUUCAUGGUUCUGGUAAAUAUUCUGCCUUUCUCUUCCCUAAAUCUGUGACAGAAGGAGUAAAGCAGAAGGGAAGUGUGGGGAGGAAGAAUAGGCCUAGGCACAAAAAGCCAUAUAUGAUAAUGAAAGGGAAUUAAGACUGUAUAUCUGGGCUAUUGGCCCUUUAGAGUGAUGGUUGUGUGUGGCGAAAAUAAUCAUUACAGGUCUUAAAAGUGUGAUUUGGGAAUGAUUGUGCUGGAAACAAACUAAAGCAAGCAUAUGAGAACUAUGGGUUUUGCCUGUUGUGAGGGGCUACAAUAUAUACAUUAUGUAUUGUCACCGUGAUGCUGUGUAACACAACCUCUGAUGUAGUUUAAGCUUGAAAGUAGUGACUGUUGAGUUAGGAUUGGGCAGCAAAGUAGAUACUAGGUUAGGUACAGGCAGAACCAAAAUCAUUCCUGUAAUAAAGAAUAGCAAAAAUUGUUUUUCUA
This is a messenger RNA of Balaenoptera ricei (Rice's whale), 3520 nucleotides long. RefSeq names its product tripartite motif containing 68 (gene TRIM68). The transcript has 7 exons. The record is from RefSeq and is a predicted model, not a curated record. The coding region runs from base 279 to 1736 and encodes 485 amino acids. Lineage: Eukaryota; Metazoa; Chordata; Mammalia; Artiodactyla; Balaenopteridae. Gene Ontology annotation, molecular function: zinc ion binding; protein binding.